Messenger RNA from Pleurotus ostreatus (oyster mushroom), 573 nucleotides. RefSeq lists its product as uncharacterized. The record is from RefSeq and is a predicted model, not a curated record. Bases 1 to 573 code for a protein of 190 amino acids. NCBI's taxonomy places the organism in Eukaryota, Fungi, Basidiomycota, Agaricomycetes, Agaricales, Pleurotaceae. The transcript is spliced from 3 exons.
AUGUCCCUGUCGUCUCUCCGCACGCUUGCCGCUUCAAACCCCGCGCCGCCCACCACGUUGAUGUCGACGUCUCCUACAAAGGACGCCGGCAUGCCAACGCCUACCUGCGCCCCGUGUCUGCCCGAGCCAGUCUCCCUUCGUCUUGUCGUCGCCAGCCGGGGUUUCGAGGGUGCUCUACGCAGUGUGCGCAAGGGGGAAGUAGGUGACGAGGAUGUUGAGGUCGCGCGCAAGAAUGGUGAGGCACUCACGAACCAGCUCCCCCAUCCUCCGUCGCAGCCCGCAGACGCAGAGACCUUGACGAUGAGGUUCCUCGUCAACACGGAGGCUCCUUCCACGGCCGUACCUCGGAGUGGAGCUCGAGCAUGGAGCAUCGCGCACGCGAGAGCGGUAUUCAUCCCCACUAUCCAUACUCGCACCUUCGUUCGUUCGUUCCCCGUUGCGCAUAGCACUUCUUCGUCUGCUGUUCUUCGUCCCCCAUUCCUUCGUUUACUUGAUCCACUUUUCCUCCCACUCUCCCCAUUCGUUCUCGUGUUCCCGUCGCCGUCGCCUUGGGCUAGCAGUCUGCUAUUCUGA